AUGAUUGGCGCCGCUGAAAUACAGGCGAGAUUCGACUUGGUCAUGAUGACCUUCAACGGGGGAAUGGAACGUUCGAGGGCACAGUGGAAGAAGCUCCUUGAAGACGCAGGCUUCAUUAAUAUCAAGCUCUGGGAGCACUUCGACCACGACGGUAUCAUCGAAGCUGAGAUAGGUCCUGAUACGGAGCUAUGA
Molecule: messenger RNA, 192 nt
Organism: Didymosphaeria variabile
Lineage: Eukaryota; Fungi; Ascomycota; Dothideomycetes; Pleosporales; Didymosphaeriaceae
Exons: 2
Coding region: 1-192 (63 amino acids)
Molecular function (GO): methyltransferase activity
Source: RefSeq, a predicted model, not a curated record